AUGGGUUUCGGAGCAUCAGAUGGCAAUACCUUCUUCACUAGCUGGGCCCUGUGGCAGAAGAUGACUUUUGCUGUCACUAUCUUCUGUGGUUUCAUCAAGCUCUUCUACGAUAGGAGAAGACUGCGCAAGUACACCAAGGUCGACAAGGGCAAGCGCGCACAAUCUCCUGAAAUGCUCGAGGCCCAGCCUGUUACCCAAGUCAGUACAGAAACAAAAGACGAGAUUCCCUUUGGUAUCCGCGCCAUUCAAAGCGGUAUCGAAGUAGACGGCGUAUGGAUUUCCCGAUCCAACACCCCCGUUGCCAGCAGCCGAGCCUCUUUGUACAGCGAAAAGAUACCUCGCGCCGGUUUCAACAACUCUCAGCUUGAGCUCCCUCAACCAGUAGCCCAAGGUUCAAGUCGCAACAGUUCUGUCGCCCCUAGCUCCUUCGACCGCGCCGUCUCCGCCGAGCCGCUCUCCAACCACCAGUCUCGCUCAUCCUCUCCUGCUGCUCGCGCCCAGGCCCAGGACGCUCCACGAUGCAGCAACUGCCACCACAGCGUAUCUCCCACUACCAUUUCACCUUCUACCGGGACGUCGACUGAUCCUUCGCCAACGCGCCUCACCCAUCAACACAAGACCAGCCAGUCCUCGAAAGAGUCAAGCCGCCGCACCAGUGAUGAAUCCGACUACAUGGCCAUUGGGCAAGACGUCCGCGCAUACGAGACGGCAUACUUCCGCCCCAACUCACACCAAGCGCCCAUUGACCCCAAGACCGACCUCGAACUCCUCCGAAGCCAUCGUCUCUCUCACGUCGCCGAAACUGGACAGCUCACUCCUCGUGUGCGGAAGCCAGGUAAUAGCGGAGAGUGGGCCAGCGUUGCGGACAACCAUGUUUCUACCGUCAACGGUGUUAACUAUUUUAUGCCCCAGAAGACACCCUCGCCUCCGCUCCGCCGCACUGCUACCGACCCAGAAGAAGCGCCCGUAACUAUGUCUGCCGGUCCGAGUCAUGACGGUCACGCAUCGAAUCAGGCCAGGCAAGCGAUUCCCUUGACUGAGUCGUAUGCGCCAAACGCUCCAUUCUACCCCGACACGUACGAGCCUCGCGGCCCGCAACAUCAGUACAGCUACGAUCAAGUACCAUACGAGGUCACCACCGAGCAGAAUCAGGACCGCAACGAUCCCGUCAUCCGGAAGGUCAACUCCGGUUUCGAGAUCCUGCGCCCAGGCACUUUCCAGCCCCCCACACCCGAGGAGUUGGAGCGCGCCGAGCGGAGAACAUCAAAGAAGCUCCAAAAGAAGCGGAGAGAAUCCAAUGCCUCGCGCAAAUCCGCUUUCACCGAGCAAGUCUAAAUCCCUUGCUGCAAUGGCACCACGCCACGUCAUCCGCUUCACGUUUCGCGUUACUGGAUUCUCGCCUACACGUCGCGGCCACCCCUCGCGGCGGGCUCCGUACCACCACGACUCCGUGCCGGCACCAACCACUGCAUUAAAGUUUAUUACAG
Pyrenophora tritici-repentis Pt-1C-BFP is the source of this 1487-nucleotide messenger RNA. Lineage: Eukaryota; Fungi; Ascomycota; Dothideomycetes; Pleosporales; Pleosporaceae. The record is from RefSeq and is a predicted model, not a curated record.